AGCGGCUGUUUUUUGUGUCAUUGCGCCCAAAAUCUUUGGAGCCAAGCAGCUCCCGCAUCUCGCCAACAACGCUAAAAAUAGCUCUUAAUAAGUCUAAUUAAGCUAAGUCAUAGGUUAUAUAGUGAUAUAAAAUCAAUUGUUAACUACAGCUUCCAAGUGCAAUAACGUGUUUAUGUUUACAUAAGCUGACGGUCAACAUCAGAGCACCUACAACAACAAUAACAACAGAAUGACAAGCAAACUACAAGAAGGAAUCCUGGUAGGAUGUGGAAAUCCCCUGCUGGAUAUUUCGGCCACAGUGCCUAUGCAUUUCUUGCAAGGAUAUGGCAUGAAGGAGGAUGAUGCCAUAUUGGCAGAGGAGCGACACAUGCCCAUAUAUCGUGAGCUGGUUGAGAACUAUAAGGCGGAAUACCUUGCCGGUGGCUCGGUUCAAAAUUCUUUGCGUAUAGCACAAUGGAUAUUGGGUCAGCCAAAGGUUGCUGUCUUCUUUGGUUGCGUGGGCAAGGAUAAUUAUGCGGAUAUAUUGAGGGAAAAGGCACGUGAAGCCGGUGUUGAUGCCCAUUAUCAAGUGAGCACAGACACACCCACGGGAACUUGCGCGGUACUCAUUACGGGCACACAUCGUUCAUUGUGCGCUAACCUGGCGGCCGCCAACAAAUUCACCAUCGAUCACCUGAAGCAGCCGGCGAAUAAGGCAUUGGUAGACAAUGCUCUAUACUACUAUAUCUCGGGCUUCUUCUUAACCGUUAACCCGCCCAGUAUAAUGAGUGUGGCUGCCACCGCCAAUGCCAAGCAGCGACCGUUCCUAAUGAACCUCAGCGCACCAUUCAUAUCGCAAUUCUUCAUGGAACCGCUGCUGAAAGUUAUGCCUUAUGUGGAUAUCAUUUUUGGCAACGAAGCAGAGGCCCAUGCCUUUGCCACAACGCAAGGUUGGCCAGCCGAUGCGGAUCUGCGUGAGAUUGGUAAACGCUUGGUGGCAUUGCCAAAAAUCAAUUCAGCGCGACCACGCAUUGCCAUACUCACGCAGGGCUGUGACCCCGUGCUGCUCAUACAGCACGAUACGGUCCAGGAGUUCGAAGUUACUCGUUUGGCGGUCCAUGAAAUUGUAGAUACCAAUGGCGCUGGGGAUGCAUUCGUUGGUGGUUUCCUAUCGCAGUAUGUGCAGGACAAGUCGCUCGAUGUUUGCAUACGUUGUGGCAACUAUGCGGCGCGCCAUAUAAUCAUGAAUCCGGGCUGCACAUAUUCCGGUGAGCCGGACUUUGUUGAAUAAAUACAAAAAACAGGAAUCACACACCAAGACACGCUCACGCUUACACACACACACACACACCGAACACAACGAACACUCGCAGAUAAGCCUGUACGAGGCAUUACGCAUGGCGCAAAUGUAUUUGUAAUUAAUGCAAAUAAGUUCUAAAAGUGACUAAGACAAUUUUGUUAACACUAAUAAUUAUUUGUACAUAUAAUCUACACACAUUCACACGCACACACAUAUAUAUAGACUCACACACACACAUAAAGACACUUGCACAUGAACCCAGUUGGCAACGAACAUGUGAGUUAUGCACGGCCUUGUCGUUUGUAAACAAUGUUAGAGCAAUAUUCGAAUUUAAAUUGAUAAUAAAAUAACAAAAGCCCAGAAAUCUAACAAAAUAUAUUUGACAGCUGAUUGGCAAGAUGACCUUAAAAUGACCCUUAGAAAAUUAUAAUUGAUAGCAAUUGCUUGAGAUUAUUUAUUUGGCAAAAGCUUUUUCAUUCGCAUCCCUUUUUUGUGUGUUUUGUUACAUUCGGUGUACGUUUAAUAACUUUGUGCGUUUAAUAACUUUGCCUUUAACGAUUGAAUCAGCGGCAGAUUAGAUAAGACACGAAUACAGCAAUAAUACGCUAGUGUGCUCAGA
Molecule: messenger RNA, 1898 nt
Organism: Drosophila hydei
Lineage: Eukaryota; Metazoa; Arthropoda; Insecta; Diptera; Drosophilidae
Gene: Adk2
Product: adenosine kinase
Exons: 3
Coding region: 230-1270 (346 amino acids)
Biological process (GO): purine ribonucleoside salvage
Cellular component (GO): nucleus; cytosol
Molecular function (GO): adenosine kinase activity
Source: RefSeq, a predicted model, not a curated record